GUCGCAGUGAAUUGUGGGAUAGAAAUUCACAGACAUGGCGUCCCGUGCGCUUGCACACUGUGUGCGCUCCGUCGUUCGCGCCUCUGCAAGGUUAAAUCAUGGCAACAUGCUAGCACGAUCCGCCUGCGCGCCCCUCGCCUCAAACCAGCGAGCUCUCUCUGCCGUUUCACGCGGCCAGCGGACGAGGUGGACUGACCUAUUGCGGAUUUCAGGCCCGUCUGUUCAUCUGUGUCGGCGUUACGGUGAUCUUCCACCCCUCACUUUAGAGACCAUCCAAGACCGUGUUAUGUACGUCCUUAAACUGUAUGACAAGAUCAGUCCAGAUAAGCUUCAAACAUCAUCUCAUUUCAUGAAAGAUCUGGGGCUGGACAGCUUGGACCAGGUGGAGAUUAUCAUGGCUAUGGAAGAUGAGUUUGGAUUUGAGAUCCCAGAUGCCGAGGCGGAGAAGCUUAUGACUCCUGAGGAGAUCGUAAAGUACAUUGCGGAUAAAAAAGAUGUGUAUGAAUAGAGGUAAGUCUUAUGUUACGUACGCCCUGUCUUGUGAGCUAUAAUGCCUAGAUUGUAGGUAACUUAU
Rhinichthys klamathensis goyatoka is the source of this 574-nucleotide messenger RNA. It is a transcript of the gene ndufab1b, whose product is annotated as NADH:ubiquinone oxidoreductase subunit AB1b. The record is from RefSeq and is a predicted model, not a curated record. Lineage: Eukaryota; Metazoa; Chordata; Actinopteri; Cypriniformes; Leuciscidae. Gene Ontology annotation, cellular component: mitochondrion. Bases 35 to 508 code for a protein of 157 amino acids. The transcript has 4 exons. Gene Ontology annotation, biological process: fatty acid biosynthetic process. Gene Ontology annotation, molecular function: acyl carrier activity; acyl binding.